Sungouiella intermedia is the source of this 582-nucleotide messenger RNA. NCBI's taxonomy places the organism in Eukaryota, Fungi, Ascomycota, Pichiomycetes, Serinales, Metschnikowiaceae. The record is from the annotation of a GenBank genome assembly.
AUGAAGGUGUCUACGCUUUUAGCUGCUGGCGCUAUCGCCGCUGGUGUCGCUGCUGAGACUCAGGAGGUCGUCACUGUUACUUUCUACGGCUCGACUGAUACCCAUAGAUAUGGAAGAUUCGACAAGACUAAGGAGCCAACUACUUCCACUUCUUCCGGUACCCACAAAUACGGUAGAUUCGACAAGACCAAGGCCGCCACCACUUCUACUUCUUCUGGUACUCACAGAUAUGGUAGAUUCGACAAGACCAAGGAUGCCACCACUUCCACUUCUACUGGUACUCACAGAUAUGGUAGAUUCGACAAGACCAAGGAUGCCACCACUUCCACUUCUACUGGUACUCACAGAUAUGGUAGAUUCGACAAGACCAAGGAUGCCACCACUUCCACUUCUACUGGUACCCACAGAUAUGGUAGAUUCGACAAGACCAGGGACCCAACAACUACCACUGUUUUCGUUGCAGCCGAGGCCAGUGUUGCUCCAUCCUCGUCCACCUCAUCUACCAACGCUGGUGUCAACCAAAUUUCUGGUCUCUCGCUUGGAGUUGCUGGUGCCCUUGCCGCUGGUCUUCUUUUGAUUUAG